Molecule: messenger RNA, 2346 nt
Organism: Xenopus tropicalis (tropical clawed frog)
Lineage: Eukaryota; Metazoa; Chordata; Amphibia; Anura; Pipidae
Gene: creg1
Product: cellular repressor of E1A stimulated genes 1
Exons: 4
Coding region: 357-944 (195 amino acids)
Cellular component (GO): extracellular region; cytoplasm; endomembrane system
Source: RefSeq, a predicted model, not a curated record
AAUCACAUCGCUCUGCUUUUAGGGCACACUGCCAUAAGCACCCCGGAAGUAUCCUAACUUGUUUUCAUGUGAGUUUACCCCCGCCCUAUGUCUGAGGGGGACGGCCACACAGCAGCUCUCCGAUUGGCCAAAAGUGUUGUUUCCUAAAUCUGAUUGGCUCCUCUUAUUUACCAGCGGGCCAGUGGGCGUGAACGCUUCGACGGCGCUGUUCUGUUUACUUGCGUGAUUGGUGCAGUGGGUGCUUGAGCUCCUCCCAGCCAGUCCUGGUAACAGUGUGAUUGGCCAGCCACCGUGCAAGCUCCUCCCAUUGAAUCCCAGUUAUUCCUGUCGCCAGAAGUGUCCCGUAGUUAGUCAGCAUGACCCCGCUGAGCGUUCUGGUAGCGCCCUUCGUACUCCUGCUCCUUAUUGGGCCGGGGGCGGCCUCCCCCUUCCCUCCGCGCAAUGAGACUGCCCGGGUAGCGCGGUAUGUAGCGCAUCACUGUGACUGGGGCGCACUGGCCACUCUCUCCAGCCACUCGCCCGUACAGGGGCAGCCAUUCGCCAAUGUGUUCUCUGUCAGCGACGGGCCCAGGGAAGCCGGCAGUGGAGUCCCCUACCUGUACCUCACCACUAUGGAGAUCUCUGUGCAGGACCUACAGGUGAACCCCAAUGCCUCUCUCACCAUGUCCCUGGCACAAACCCACUUCUGCAAGAAGGAAGGCUUCGACCCCCAGAGCCCCCUCUGCGCCCACAUAAUACUCUCUGGGAGCGUUCAGCAGUUGGACGGCGCAGAGAGCGACGCGGCCAAGUUGGCCCUAUUCAGCCGCCACCCUGAGAUGGAGAGCUGGCCCCGCGAUCACAACUGGUUUUUCGCCAAACUCAACAUCACUAAUAUCUGGGUGCUGGACUAUUUCGGUGGGAUUAAAACCGUGACACCGGACGAGUAUUACAGCGCCAAGCCCUAGAGCUGUUCCGGCCCCGAUGGAGCUAAUGAAGCCGCCGUCUCCCUGACCUACUUCUACUUUUCUUUCUGCCUCUUUCCCCGUCUCUUUGCUUUGUGUGCGAGACCUGCGAGUGCAGCAAACUGUCUGUAAUGUGAAGCAUAGAGAGGAUUUACAGCUUAUACAGGAUAGGCUGAUAGAAAUUUAAUGAAGGGUAUUAGGCCAGGGGCCAGCGCCGAAUCCCAGCUCCCCGUUCAGCUGAUAGGGCUGUUUUACUAUCGCUAGAAAUAAAUAGACUCAUAAGAAAGCCUUUAUAACGGGCAGUAAAAGGCAAAUUAAACCUGCCCGUCAGCGGAUUAAAGUGCAAACAAGUUGGAAUCCUCCUGCUUGUGGGCUGAACCCCGCACACAGCUUUUUUAGCUUAGUAGCCUGGAGCGUGGGCUUGUUUGAUUGUCAUUAUUAUUACAGGUAUGGGAUACCUUCAGGGUCGGACUGGGGGGUGCAGGGCCCACCGGGGCUCCCGCCCACCCGUCUCCCACCUGACUUUCUCCCCGUGCGCGUCAGGGGAGGAACAGUCAGUAGUAGGAGCUCCGGCAAGGGUCGGACUGGGCCGUCGGGGCCCACUAGGGUUGGGGGCCCACCCAGUCCGACCUUGGAUCCCUAAUCCGGAAACCCGUUAUCCAGAAAGCUCCGAAUUACAGAAAGCCUGUCUCCCAUAGACUCCGUUUUAAUCAAAUAAUUCAAACUGAUUCCUUUUUUCUCUGUAAUAAUAAAACAGUACCUUGUAAUUGAUCCUUAUUGAAUGUAAAACCAUCCUAUUGGGUUUAAUUAAUGUUUUAUUGAUUUUUUAGUAGACUUAAGGUAUGGAGAUCCGAUUUACGGAAAGACCCCUUAUCCGGAAUACCCUUGGUCCCGAGCAUUCUGGAUAACAGGUCCAGGGAUGUUCACCUUGGAGUUAACUUUUAGUAUGAUGUAGAGAGUAAUAUUCUCUGACUAUUUGCAAUUGGUCUUCAUUUUUUAUUUGGACUUUUUUAGUUAUUUCGUUGGACGUUCUGCAGCCAGUUUUGAGUUUCAGCCGCUAUCUGGUUGCUAGGGUCCACAUUACCUUAGCAAUCAGGGAGUAGUUUGAAUAAUUAGUCACAUGGUACAACAGAAUCAGUUUCGGGAACACCCCCUACGCACUAUUGGCUUUCUGCAUACGACUCCGUAGCUUUGCGUCAUUUUCCAGCCAUUGCGACCCAGUUCAGCACUUUCUAAAGGAUAAAUAAAUGGCAGAAUAUAUUUUUACACAAUGUUCUAUGUAUAAGUGAUUUAUUUUUGAUACUGCCGGUGACAGCUUUAUAUCUGAUUGAUUGGCCCCCCCCCCUCGGGGCAGAUUUGUUUCCAAACUGAGCCAGAAAUAAAAAUAUUAUAUUUCUAUGGUUAA